CGCAAUUACAUGCAGGUAGCAAGUGCAAGUCACAACUUGCGCACAACCGAGUUUGCGCGCAACAGCUACACGGUGGGGUAGGGCCUACAUCGUUCAGCUACAGGCGGUAGUGUUGUGUGAGGCGACUCUAAAGGUCCCCUGGAAUUUAUAAUCACGGUUUUAAAAUGGGCGUUACGAGAGAAGUCAUUACUGAAGGAAAGGGGGAAACAUAUCCCAAGACGGGACAGACAGUGAUCGUACAUUAUACAGGGACCUUACAGAAUGGUAAAAAGUUUGACUCGUCCAGGGACCGCAGUAAGCCAUUUGAAUUCAAAAUCGGAAUGGGACAAGUCAUCAAGGGAUGGGACGAAGGAGUUGCACAGAUGAGUGUUGGCGAGAGGGCCCUGCUGACUUGCCCACCUGAGUACGCCUACGGUGCAGCUGGUCAUCCUGGAGUUAUUCCUCCCAACGCGACACUGAUCUUCGACGUUGAGCUGCUGGCAAUCAAGUAACAUGUAGGCUGACUUGCCUUGUCUGCCCUCUCCUCGCAUUGAAGACCUCAACAGCAGAGUCUCUCGUUUGAAGUAGUCAAGAUUUGUAGGUGCUACAUGUAUUAGAUAGUGUAUUCCUUGUAACAAGCUCAUUUCACGUGUAUGCCAGAAACCACAGAUGCUAGUCAAGUUCAAUGGUCUCAUAUUCUUAGAACACUGCAUUUUCAUUGGACGUUUUCCUGGUCUACUGGAGGAUUAUCUCACCAGCCAUGGCACAGCAUCAUGAAAUAGAAGGGCUAUUCACCAAAAACACACUACUCAGGUUAAUUUGAUGAUGUUGAAGAACCCCCCAAAAAGUUGUUCACUUGUCAAACACUGUUCGUCAGUGUGCAUCAGUUGUCGAUUUUUAGGUUGGUAGCCCAUUUUUGCACAGCAACAUUUAUCUGCAAAAAGGCUCAGUUUGCCUGAUAACUCUUGCAAAGGGGGUUGUCCAUUCCCCAACCCCAUGUUUGGUUCCUCUUUCAUAUUGGAGUAUUUUUGUUCUGUGUCAGCAUUUACUCAGAAAAAGAAACGGCAACUAGACCUAGUUGUUAAAACUGUAACUGCAUGUGCUUUACUUUGGUUGUCAAAUCCAUUAGCAUCCUGUACGUUAUUUUGUGAGUAAAUGUUGUGUGUAUGUGAGUACUGUCCAAGUUCUUUAGAUUUCUAAGCUAGAAAUUGUACAGGUGUAGCUGUAACGCUCAUUCUUUACCAGGACAGAUAAGCUUGUGGACAAACCAGAACAAUUUUCACACAUGACAAUCAUGUACUGUGUAAUUUCACCCUUCAUGUCGCUGUGCUUUGUUCACAGUGUUGUACAUGUAAGUUUCAGAGCAGUUGAUGUGCGGUGCCAUAAGUGUGGACAGAUAGGGUUCCGGCCUGCAAAUGUUAAAUAAUCGCCGCAAUCUUUUAGCUCAGUGCUCAUUACGAUGUGAUUCUUAAUACCACUUUCUUCUUUUCUCUUUGGCCACUUGCUCGGAGUUAUGACCAACAUUUGUAAAUAUUGGCCAUUUUACGACUGGCAACUUACAGCUCUAAACCACACAUUCAGUAUGCUGCUUUGUAUCAGUUUUUAUCCUAGAUAUUACUCAUCAGUAAUGCAAGAGUGGUUUAUAUUCGGUUUCCAUACAGAGCCCCACUAAAAACAAGUAUCAUAUGGUUUUUGUCUCAUUUUUUACUAUCCAAAAGGGUUACCAUAGCAUCGACAUAUUGUUUCAGGCUUAGCCAUUGAGUAAAAGCUUCAGCUCAUCUGUGUUAUAGAAACACAAAUAAGAUUUUGAGUUUUGUAACCCGGAAAGAAUAUAGUCCAAGUAAAAUUAGACUGUACAAAUCCAAACAUCAUAAACUUCAUCCAGUGUUUAUUGACCUCAUUUUAGUGAAGCAUGAUCUCUUCAGUAUAUCUGAGAAAUGGUGGCAGCUGUGUGCCACUGGUUAUUAAAAAUAAAUCAUUUAACACAAACAAAAUCCUAUUACUUUGGAGUAUUUCACUUGUAUUAAUACUGCAAGGGCAUGAAAUUGGCCAAUCGCAGGCAUUGGUAGUCUGGUCGUGCACAGUGAUUGGCGACUUGGACAAGGUUAGGUGGUUAGCAUCAGAAAGGUGACUUUUGACCUGCUACUGUGAACCUUACCAAUCAAAUCGGUGCCCAGCCAAAGUGACUCCAAAAACUGGACAACUUCAACACACAAAGACUGUCGAGUUCUGUGUAUUUAGUAAGUUCCUUCCUUUGAUUUUCCUUUCUUCUUUUGUAAGCAAAACCACUCUUCCUGUUUAAUCUACUGGUAUAUCAGCUCUACACUCUUACUGAUAUCUACGUACAUGUGCAUGAAUAUGUAUCUGGGCAGUUUUCAGCAGUAAUAAACCACUGCAGAAAGUGCACCCAA
This is a messenger RNA of Acanthaster planci (crown-of-thorns starfish), 2390 nucleotides long. Its product is annotated as peptidyl-prolyl cis-trans isomerase FKBP1A-like. Gene Ontology annotation, cellular component: cytoplasm. Gene Ontology annotation, molecular function: peptidyl-prolyl cis-trans isomerase activity. Gene Ontology annotation, biological process: protein peptidyl-prolyl isomerization. The record is from RefSeq and is a predicted model, not a curated record. NCBI's taxonomy places the organism in Eukaryota, Metazoa, Echinodermata, Asteroidea, Valvatida, Acanthasteridae.